Dovyalis caffra is the source of this 180-nucleotide messenger RNA. NCBI's taxonomy places the organism in Eukaryota, Viridiplantae, Streptophyta, Magnoliopsida, Malpighiales, Salicaceae. The record is from the annotation of a GenBank genome assembly.
AUGGAGCAGUUGAGUGGUGGUGGUGACUGGCGAGAGACGAGCAGCACCAUUGAUCGUAAGUGCUCUUUGGAAUCAACAGCUUACAGCUGCAUGAGCUGGCUUGGAGAACAACCACGCGGUGACUCACUGACCGUCAGUAAAGAGACAAAUUGCGGUUACUUGGUCACAGACACCGAUAAC